Molecule: messenger RNA, 608 nt
Organism: Drosophila miranda
Lineage: Eukaryota; Metazoa; Arthropoda; Insecta; Diptera; Drosophilidae
Product: allergen Tha p 1-like
Exons: 2
Coding region: 137-544 (135 amino acids)
Source: RefSeq, a predicted model, not a curated record
GUGUUUUUUUCCAGCGAUAAGUACUAUUUCCGUCUCAUUUGAGAUUUCGAUUCCUAUCCGUACCUUGAUGGUGACUACGCGGAGAUAUUUUUUAAUGGCAUUCGAGGUCCAGCCUCUUUUGCGCAUGCACGAAUAAAUGGGAUACACAGUUUCUGGCUCUCGUUCAGAUAUACAGUCACACAGUCGCGUAUUCGAAGGAGUAGUAAUGCUUUCACUAAAUAAAAAUCAGGCGCAGUUUUUGGUUCUUUAUUUUAUUUUCUUCAUCAUUUUUAUUUCCUCAAAGGCCCAAGCCGAAGAGAAAAAUAUUAACAAGCUGCUGAAUAACCAGGUCGUGGUCAGUCGCCAAAUAAUGUGCAUUCUUGAGAAGAGCGAAUGCGACCAAUUGGGGCAGCAACUUAAAGCUGCUCUGCCAGAAGUUAUCACCAGGAAAUGCAGAAACUGUUCGCCUCAACAAGCUCAAAAGGCGCAAAAGCUAACAACAUUUUUACAAACAAGAUACCCCGAUGUCUGGGCAAUGCUUAUAAGGAAAUAUCAAAGUGUCUAAAUAUAUCACCGGGCUAUUUAUACCCAUGAAUUCAAAAAUAAAAUCGUAGUAUCGUGCCACAUUA